Tupaia belangeri chinensis (Chinese tree shrew) is the source of this 1736-nucleotide messenger RNA. It is a transcript of the gene AKTIP, whose product is annotated as AKT interacting protein. Lineage: Eukaryota; Metazoa; Chordata; Mammalia; Scandentia; Tupaiidae. The transcript has 11 exons. The record is from RefSeq and is a predicted model, not a curated record. Bases 261 to 1193 code for a protein of 310 amino acids.
UGGUCCGUGGUCCCUGGUCCCGAGCCCUUGUUGAGGUGGGAGCGUCGCUGAGCUUGGGAGGCUUUCAUCCAUCCCCCGACCCCUCCACCCACCUUCCCCCGCAUCUAGAGGGAGUUGAGGCCCCGGCCCGGCCUGCAGCUAACAGCGAGCCCGGGACAUGGCUCCUGCCUUGCAUCACCUUGAGACAGGCAAAGUGAAUGCUGAGGACGGAAGAGUUUGAUGACACUGACCACUGAACUUCUCUGUUUGGAGUACACGUUAUGAACCCUUUCUGGAGCAUGUCUACAAGUUCUGUACGCAAAGUGUGGAAGCAUAUAGCCACUAGGAGACAAGAUCAAAUUCAGAUCCAAGCUCAACGAUCUGAUGGUGAAGAGAAGACAUUAACAGGGGACGUGAAAACCAGUCCUCCACGAACUGUGCCAAAGAAACAGCUGCCUUCUAUUCCCAAAAAUGCUUUGCCCAUAACUAAACCCACAUCUCCUGCCCCAGCAGCACAGUCAACAAACGGCACACACGCUUCUUAUGGACCUUUCUACUUGGAAUACUCUCUUCUUGCAGAAUUUACCUUGGUUGUGAAACAGAAGUUACCAGGUGUCUAUGUGCAACCGUCUUACCAUUCUGCAUUAAUGUGGUUUGGAGUAAUAUUCAUACGGCAUGGACUUUAUCAAGAUGGCGUAUUUAAGUUUACAGUUUACAUCCCUGAUAACUAUCCAGAUGGUGACUGUCCACGCUUGGUGUUUGAUAUUCCCGUCUUUCACCCAUUAGUUGAUCCCACUUCAGGUGAAUUGGAUGUGAAGAGAGCAUUUGCAAAAUGGAGGAGGAACCAUAAUCAUAUUUGGCAAGUAUUAAUGUAUGCAAGAAGAGUUUUCUACAAGAUUGAUACAGCAAGCCCCCUAAACCCAGAAGCUGCAGUACUGUAUGAAAAAGAUGUUCAGCUUUUUAAAAGUAAAGUGGUUGACAGUGUUAAGGUAUGCACUGCUCGUUUGUUUGACCAACCUAAAAUAGACGACCCCUAUGCAAUUAGCUUUUCUCCAUGGAAUCCUUCUGUACAUGAUGAAGCCAGAGAGAAGAUGCUAACUCAGAAAAAGCCUGAAGAACAGCACAAUAAAAGUGUUCAUGUUGCUGGCUUGUCAUGGGUAAAGCCUGGCUCAGUACAACCUUUCAGUAAAGAAGAGAAAACAGUAGCAACUUAAGAGAUGGUGAAUCUGGUGCACUGUGCACUUUCCUGCUGGACUCUGGCCUAGUAGAAGCUGACCAAUGGCAAAGGACUGCCUGAAGAGUAAAACUGUGUGAACAAUGACUGAUUAUCAGUGUUUUCUAUGUUUGCGUAGGUUCUAACAGCAGGUUUUGGAAACCUCUCUUUAAGUAAUCCAUUACUUCUGUCAGAAGUGUCUAGGGUGGUUAUCUAGGUUCAGUACUCCAAAUUAUUGGGGACCCUGAGGCUUAGGUAUUUUUCUGAAUAUAAUGCUAAAGGUAAGUUGCAUUCAUUUAAACUAAUAGAGCAGACAGAAUUCACUAUUUAAUAGUUUUUAAAUCAGUGGUUUCAGUUGAACAUAAGUUAGGAUAUAGAAGAGAGAGUUACAGAAAGAAGGUUCCAGAACUCAGCACUUUUAAGUGGAAGAUCAUUUGAAUAGCAGUCUUCAGUCUAUUGUGUUACUGAUUUACAAACUGCUAUCACUGAGAAACUUAGUUGAGGGAGAGGAAACCAGAAUGCUUGUUCAUAGUUUUUUUUCUUU